AUGACGUCAGAACACAACAAAAGACGUAAAAAGAAGGCCGCCUCUCCGCCUACUGGACAGGAAGCGCAAGAGACAGCAAGUGUUGUUGUGCGCUCAGUAGGCGAAAAGGGGAAGCCUUCAGUGUGAAGGGUCAAAGGGAAGAGAACAACGCAGACGUAGGAAGGAAGAACGAGAGAAAAAAUGGCGGGGUGGAAAGAUUUUGAAGACGAACUGGCUUUUAGAGAUUUCAAGCGGCUAGCUGAGAUAAACCGCAUGAUGGAGGAACAGGAACUGGAUCGUCAGAAGAUACUGAAAAGAUUCCGUCAUCUGCACCGUUUCAGGCUGAGCUUUGGACGGAAAAUGACGAUUGCACUGGGCGGCCAACAGAGAUGGUACGAGUGCUUAAUGAAGGAGAAAGACGACUGCUUGAAAGCUCUGAAUUUAGCCACCGCCAAAGUAUACCAGACUGCAGACCAGCGAUGCAGCAUCAUCCUUGAGCAGUUGAUCAGCGAGUUCGACCAACAUGUCGUCGAGAUAAAAAAUGCCAAGUCGGAAAUCGAGACGCUGGAGCUAGAGAUCAAGGAAGUGGACACGAAGAUUCAAAAGACCCGCAACAGGAAAUUGGAGGUGAAGGCCAAAGAUGGCAGUUGGCACGCCACGUCUGCCUUGUCGUCCCUGAAGAACCACGAGCGGGCGGCGCACCAGUACGGCACACAGCUGGCCAAGAACCGCCAGCUGGGCGCUACGAUACACCACUUGCAGGUGGAGCACGCCCAGCUAGCCAAGAACCACAGACACCUGGAGAAAGAACUGCAGAAACUUAGCGCUGAUCUUGCAGAAUACAUCAAUGUGGCGACGGAAACGUACAACAAAAAGGACGCCAGCAAGCGGGCCAUCGUCAAGCUGACGGAGAUGAUAGAUCGGACCCAAACUGCAUUUGACACCGAGGUAGAGGGAAUAGACAUCAACAUCGACUUCCUCAAGCGUCUGGAGAACUUCAUGGUGGCGAAGAAUAAGCCCCGGGAGAACGAAUGGUUGGAAAUGAAAAAGAAGCAGAAGGGGCAGGCGACGGCAGCGGAGAAGGAGAACAUCUUCUACGAGACGGCCCUGGCUAAAAUUCGCUCAAAACUGGGAGAAGAAAACAUGGAGAUAAUUAUCAGAACGUUCGUGGAGCUGGCCGAGGAAAACUACAUGCUCUUCAAGAACAUCUCCGAGACAAGGGAGGCGCGCGCAAGCAAUACAGGUGGAGAUUGACGAGCUUAUGGAAAAAAUUCGACUUCUCAACACCUACCUCCAUGAGCACGGGGAUGAGGCGAUUGCAUCACAACAGGAACUGCAGGAGAAGAUUAACACUUGUAGCCUACUGUCUGAGCUAAAGGAGGGCUUCAUCGG
Pomacea canaliculata is the source of this 1371-nucleotide messenger RNA. RefSeq lists its product as uncharacterized. The coding region runs from base 181 to 1233 and encodes 350 amino acids. NCBI's taxonomy places the organism in Eukaryota, Metazoa, Mollusca, Gastropoda, Architaenioglossa, Ampullariidae. The transcript has 8 exons. The record is from RefSeq and is a predicted model, not a curated record.